CAACUCUAUCUAUCGAUCUACCAUUGGAUCACAGUUCGAACAACUCGAAUUGUGACCGGGGUUAAGUGAUCAAUCAGAUAUGGAGAAGGUGGCUAGGAUGGUUUCUGAAAACAGGGUGUUGAUCUUCAGCAAGAGCACUUGUUGCUUGAGUUACACUGUCCUGGUGCUGUUUCAAGAACUUGGAGCUAACCCUGUGGUUCAUGAACUAGAUCACGAUCCAGACGGUAGGGAGAUGGAGAAGGCACUGAAGAGGCUCGGGUGCAAUGCACCCGUCCCUGCAGUUUUCGUCGGUGGAGACCUGGUUGGCUCCACUAACGAGGUCAUGUCACUCCACCUCAGUGGAUCGUUGAUCCCUCUUCUUAGGAGGUACCAGAUGUCUAACUGAUUCCUUUCGUUUGAUCGGGCCGAGCAACAGCUAGCGGUACUCUAGCUAGUAGAAUGACAAUAAACUUCAUUUGGGAUGUAUGCAUGGCCAAAUAUUGAUAUUAUUUGGCUUAGAUGAAAUUUAUUAAUCUGUAGUCUGGUUAAUUACUACUUGUUUAUUGUAAUUUGUAGCUAUUAUUGUAUGUGUCAUGUGUGAAAUAGUGUAUAAUUUGGAUUAGCUUUAAGCAUAAGUAGCCUCUUUAAUUUUCUUUAGCUAGAAGGAAUAAAAGAGGAAGAAAAUGCUAAGUCCAAUAUUUCCUUCUCAAUGAAAAUUAUAUAUGUUUGUUUAAUUC
Messenger RNA from Impatiens glandulifera, 716 nucleotides. RefSeq names its product monothiol glutaredoxin-S9-like. Lineage: Eukaryota; Viridiplantae; Streptophyta; Magnoliopsida; Ericales; Balsaminaceae. The record is from RefSeq and is a predicted model, not a curated record. Gene Ontology annotation, cellular component: nucleus; cytoplasm. The transcript has a single exon. Bases 80 to 385 code for a protein of 101 amino acids.